AAUCAUUCAUUGUUGCUUACAAAUAAUUUCGUGUGAUCGAACGGUUUCGCUAACUUGACAUAUAUGACCCUUGUCGCAUGGGCACAUCGUAACCAGAACAUUCGAUUCUAAAAUUUACAAUUUACAAUUUACAGCUGUGCGGAGGCGGGAGCAGGGGGCAGCGAGCACCUAGCAGCGCGCGGCCGGCGACUCCACCGAGACACCUCAGCCGGCCGCGCGGUCGCGGUUGCCUCCGGCUGGCUCCUCGCCUCGAUGGUGGGGAUGUACCAGCACCAACUCCGCGACGACCCCUUCGACACCCUAAGCGGCGGCCACUGCGGUGAGCAGCCACGCGUUGCCGGCGGCGGCGCCUCCUCCUCCUCACCCUCGGCUGUUCAUGACCCGCUGUCUGCAGAGGUACAUGGCGGCGGACAGCCGCGGCAGCGGGUCGAGGCGCUUGCCGACGGAAGAAGCAUGUUGCGCGGCGGGGGAAGCGGUAUAGUUGGCGCCGCGGGUGGAGAUCUAGGGGUGCUAGUGCGGUGGAUGCGGGAACUCGCAGCGGAUCCCGUGGGUCCACUUCCGGCGCCAUCAGAGCACAGGGUGAGGAAGCGGCACGUGCUGGCCUGGCGGCGCGCUCGCUACCUCAGAUUGGAGGACGUGGCGGACGCAGAAGAGCUUCCCAGCUUCUCCAAGAAAAGGAAGCUCUACUGGGAUCAAAAAAAGAAAGGCUGCUUGAACAUGCCAACAAGGAAAUCUGAGAGGCUUGCUAAGAGAAUGAAACUCAUGGCAUCAUUGCUCCUCACGCAACGGAAAAAGAUUGGAGUAGGUGAGCACUUUCAGGCAGAGGUACCUGGUUGGACUGGGCAACCUUCAGGGAAAGAGCUUUCAUGUUACAGGAAUGACCCAGAGACAUCAAAGAUGUUAGGGACUAGAAUGUGGCCUCCUGAGGGUGAAGUUUAUAAAACUGACAUUGUAGCUGUUGGGCAGGGAAGGCCUGGAUCAUGUAAUUGCCCCUACCCAGGAUCCUUCCUCUGCAGACAGCUCCACACAAAUGAAGCAAGAGAUCAGCUACGCUCUGAACUUGGUCGAGUUUUUACAAUGUGGCAAUUUGAUUCUAUGGGGGAGGAGGUUUCUAAGCUGUGGAGUCGUGAUGAGCAACUAAAGUUCGACGCACUUGAGCAAUUGGUUCCCGUUAUGGAUCAAAAGACAUAUUGGGCUGUUGUGUCGAAAAAUUUUGCUUCAAAGCCCAGGAUAGAUUUGAUAAAGUACUAUCUGAAUGUGUUCCUGAUGAGAAGAGUGUUGUACCAGUGCAGACUCGGUCUUCUGGAAAUUGAUAGUGACGAAGAUGACGUGGAGGAAGAAGAGGACGAAGAUCAACCUGAAGGAUCCAGCUCUCUUCAGAGGACUCAAGAUGCCCAAGACUUGAAGAAGGUGCCAUGAUUCUGCUGACAACAAUCUGACAUGCUUUUUUGCAUGUGCCUUUUGUUCAAGUUUAUGCUGAGACAUUGCAUCAAGUGAUGCACCAUUGCUCCGAGUGAUUGCAAGUCUAAUUUUUUGCAGAUUUUUUGGUUGAGGGCUGCAUUCACUUUGGUUCAGCCAUCUUUUGUGGACAGAAAACUAAACCGAGUGUUAAAUCAUCCCCGUGCGUCUAUCUAGGGAAGCAAAUCAAUACUUCAACCUCACCAGAUCCAAAUCAUUUUCUGUUGUAAGGGGGGAGGGGGUUAAGCAGGUCAUCAUCUCAUCCGCAUUUGAUUGGCUUGUGCUCUUGGCAUGACAAAACCUUCGAGUCUGACUAGUUUGGUUACCUAUGUUCAGCGGAUACAUCAGAAUCUUCCAGAUGUUAUUUCCAUUACAUGUGUCCAGACCGAAAAAAAAAUCGCACCUUUCGCUUUUGCUGCGCUGAAUUUGUUGACCUGUAAAUGAUGUCGCGCAGAGGCAUACACAAAAAAAUCUCCCUGUGAAGCGGAAUCUGCCUCCUUCGGAA
Zea mays is the source of this 1963-nucleotide messenger RNA. RefSeq names its product AT-rich interactive domain-containing protein 1. The record is from RefSeq and is a predicted model, not a curated record. The coding region runs from base 253 to 1419 and encodes 388 amino acids. The transcript is spliced from 3 exons. NCBI's taxonomy places the organism in Eukaryota, Viridiplantae, Streptophyta, Magnoliopsida, Poales, Poaceae.